This is a messenger RNA of Naumovozyma dairenensis CBS 421, 4488 nucleotides long. RefSeq names its product Tcb3p (gene TCB3). Bases 1 to 4488 code for a protein of 1495 amino acids. The transcript has a single exon. Lineage: Eukaryota; Fungi; Ascomycota; Saccharomycetes; Saccharomycetales; Saccharomycetaceae. The record is from RefSeq and is a predicted model, not a curated record. Gene Ontology annotation, molecular function: lipid binding.
AUGGUCGGAAACAAUACUCAAGAAAAGCUCAAUGAUGAGCAUGUCUCACCCACACCAAAAUUAUCUCCAACCGAAAGGAACUUACGUCAAAAGAGAGAAGACGCAAACAAGAAGAGUAGUGAAACUCCAGAAAAAAGGCAGUCAGCACACUCGAAAACUGAUAUAACCACUGAAGACGCUCCACAUAUCCCACCAAAGAAAGAUAUCUUAGUUGCCUCAGCUGUGAAUAGUGCAAAAAAAUUGCCCAAUCCUAAUCCGGAAGGUACAGUUGGUUCAAUCCCUCUGGAGAAAGUUCACCCUAAAGAUUUAAGGAAAGUACCAUCAAGGAAACCAAACAAAUUCGAUACUUCAAUUACCAGCCCCGGUAUAUUAGACGAUUUGAAUCCUAGAGAAAAGGCUGAGUUGGAAGAAAAGAUAAAUGGCGAAGAUGCUGCAGGUUUAUUCCCAUGGAGACUUAUCGGAGCGUUUUUCCCAUCCGGUAAGGGUUCUCCAAAGACAAUGGAUGUUAAGAUUGUUAAAGCUUAUAUCUUGGAGAAUUUCUAUAAUGAUUGGUAUAAUAACUGCGCAAUUAUUGUUGGUACUUGUUUUACUUCAUGGUUGUUCGCAUAUUGGGGGUUCUCAUGGUGGUCUCUGGGUUUCAUCUUUUUAGGAACUGCAUCUGUUUAUAAUGCUGAAUUCCGUAGGUUUAAUAGAAAUAUUAGAGAUGAUCUGAAAAGAACUACUGUGCAAGAAACUAUUUCUGGUAAAGUAGAAACUACAUUAUGGCUGAAUUCGUUUUUAUCCAAGUUUUGGGUCAUUUAUAUGCCUGUUCUAUCUUCACAAGUUAAAGAAGCUGUCAAUCCAAUUUUGGCAAGUGUGGUCCCUGGUUAUGGGAUCGAUGCUUUGUCCUUAGAAGAAUUUACACUGGGUUCAAAGGCACCUGCAAUUAGAGGUAUCAAAUCAUAUACAAAGACUGGUAAGAAUUCUUUGGAAAUGGAUUGGUCAUUUGCUUUUACUCCAAAUGAUGAAUCUGAUAUGACACAAAUUGAAGUUGAAGAGAAGGUUAAUCCUAAGAUCGCCCUUGGUGUUACCUUAGGUAAAAGCAUUGUUUCUAAAACCCUGUCGGUUUUAGUUGAGGAUAUUAACGUGGCCGGUAAAAUGCGUGUUCGUUUAGAGUUCGGUAAAAUCUUCCCAAAUAUUAAAAUAGUAUCUAUUCAAUUAUUAGAACCUCCAUUAAUGGAUUUCGUUUUAAAACCAUUAGGUGGUGAUACUUUAGGUAUUGAUGUGAUGUCAUUCCUACCAGGUUUGAAAAGUUUCGUUAAGAGUAUGGUUAAUUCCAAUGUUGGACCAAUGUUAUAUGCACCAAAUCAUAUGGAUAUUAAUGUCGAAGAAAUCAUGGCUGCUCAAUCUAAUGACGCCAUUGGUGUCUUGGCAGUCACAUUGAAAUCUGCUGAAGGUUUGAAAGGAUCCGAUUUCAUCACUAAUACUGUUGAUCCAUAUAUAGUCCUAAAGACUGAAAAGACCCCAAAUAAUGAAAUUAAAGAUAUCCGUUCAUCAAUUAAAUCAGAUAUUAAGGAUCCACGUUGGAAUGAAACUAAAUAUCUAUUGUUACCAACUUUAAAUCAAAAGUUGACAUUUUCUUGUUUCGAUUUCAAUGAUGUUAGAAAAGAUACUUUAAUUGGUGAUAUUGAAAUCGAUUUAGGGUCUCUUCUUUCAGAACCAAAUCAAGAAAACCAAACCGCAGAAUUUAUGGUCGGUGAUAAACCAAAGGGUUUGCUACAUUAUUCUUUACGUUGGGUUCCUGUUAUAGAACCAAAAUCAGAAGAAAAGAAACCUGAUAACCAAGCUGAAGAAAUUAGUGACGCUGAUGAGGGUGAGGAAGCUGGUGAUUCUGAUGUUGGUAUUAUGAAGUUCAAUUUACAAAAGGUCAAAUAUUUAGAUACUUCUACAUCAGUAACUGGUAACUUAAGUCCUUCUGCAAAAUUAUAUAUUGAUGGUCAAUUGAAAAAAUCAUAUAGAGCAUUGAGAAGAAUCAAUGAACCAUCUUGGAAUGAAGAAACUGAAAUAUUAAUUGGGUCCAAGUCUACCUCUAAGAUUACGAUAAAAAUCUUUGAUGAACGUAUUGGAGGAAGUGAGGUUCUUUGUGAAUAUUCAUCUAAUGUGGAAGAUCUGUUGGAUACCUUUGGAUUAGGUCAAGAGUCUGUCAAAGGUUCUCCACAGGGUGAAAUUUAUUUUACUUCCCUAUGGAAACCCUUGGCUACAAGUGAAAAAUUUGUUAGUACAACAGCAACAACGGGACCAAUAGGUUGUAUCAAAAUUGAUGUCGUAAAGGCGAAAGUGACAUCUAAUUUGUCAGGGUUGGGUGAUAUUGACCCAUAUUUCUCUGUUCAAUUAAAUAGGCAUACAAAAUACAAGUCUAAAUACUAUUCGAAUUGUGUUGAGCCUGUGUUCCAUGAAGCUGCGUAUAUUCCUGUUACUUCUGAAAACCAACAUAUUACAGUUUCUUUGAUCGAUUACCAAUCGGUAGGUUCUGAUAGGCCAAUCGGAUCAGUACAACUACCAGUAUCGAGUUAUGUUAAAAAGAAUAAAGAAACAGGUGAGUAUGAAGAUAACUCCAAAACAGCUGCCCCAACAAUUUUCAGUUUAAAAAAUAAGAAGAAUGACCAGACGGACGACACUAUGAGUAUGGCUGUAUCAUUUAUCCCAACAAUGUCUGUUUAUUCUCCAGAUGAAAUUAAGGAUGUGGAAAAACUCGAAGCUGAUCUCAAGAGAAAGAGAGAAGAUUUUGAAGCUGAGCAAGCAGAACUUAAGUUAAAGAUGGAACAAGAACCGGAUAAAUGGGAAGAGGUUACAGUCAAAGAUCCAUUUGAAGACGACGUCAAAAAGCUACAUAGAAAGAAUAAAUUGACUUUGGAACAAAUCAUUGCUCGUAAUUCUGGUAUUCUUUCAUUGGAUAUUUUAGGAGGUCGUCUCGCAAAAGAGUCUGUUUUUCUCGAAGUAUUGGCUGAUGACGUAUCAUAUCCAAUGUUUGUUCUAAGAGGUAAAGGUAAUAAAGUCAAUCCGGAGAGGGAUAGUUUAUUUAUUCGUGAUUUGAAACACAGUAAACUACAUUUCAGAUUAUCGAGGAAGAAUGUUGCUAAAGAUCCUGAUGAUGUUAUAAGCACCGACUCUUUUGGUACUCUUGAUUUAUUAAACUCUAGUUAUGGUAAUCCAAAAGAAAUUACUUUUAGCGGUUCUUCGUUGAAAUUCAAAAUGUUUUUCGAACCUUCCCAAUGUGAACUUUCUUCAUCUGAAUCAAUUGAAAAUACGGGCUACCUGAAAUUAAAAUUCAUAUCAGCAGACAACUUAAUGUCAGCAGACAGAAAUGGUAAAUCUGAUCCGUUCGUAGUAGCAUAUGUCGAUCGUAAAAAAGAAUAUAAAACCCAAAUUAUCAAGAAGACCCUUUCUCCAGUUUGGAAUGAAACUGCAAAGAUUCCAAUUCCAGCUAGAGAUAGAAACCAAUUAAUACUUAACGUUUUUGAUUGGGAUCGUGCUGGUGAUAAUGAUGAUUUAGGCGCAGUGAAGAUAGAUCUAACUGAACUUGAACCUGAAAAGACAUAUGAUUGGAACUUACAAUUGUCCACACAGGGUACCAUAAAAUUACAAGGUAAAUUUUUGCCAGAGUAUAUUAGACCAACCGUUGAAAUUUCGCAAGGUAAACUUUCAGAUAAACCUAUGAAGGCAAUUGGUACAGUUGGUGGCACAGGAUUAGGGGCUGCAAAGCAAGUAUCUGGUGCCGCAAUGGGUAUUGCUGGUGCCGGUUUAGGAGUUGCUACAGGUGGUCUCCAAAAGGGUGGUCGUUUAUUUGGUAUCGGUAGUGAUAAGAACAAGAAAUCGAGAAAAUCAACUGAAUCAUCUCCUCGUAUAAGAAACUCUUUAGAAUAUGAUACAUCCGUACCAAAUAACAGCUAUACACCAAGGCCUUCUGUUGAGCCAGCUUCUUCUAAUGCUGAAGAACGUGCCUCUACUAAGUCUAAUAAUUUAUCCAGAAAUACUUCUUCUAAUAUGUCUAAUGUGGGAGGAAAAAAAUCGAGGGCAAGUAGUUUUGCUCGUACUUUAGCUCCAAAUGGUACUUAUAAUGGAAAUGUCAAUAUCCUCUCAAGUGAAAAGUUAGGAAAGAAUAUCCAGAUAAUUAUAUCAUUGACACAAGCUGGUAGAAUGAAACAUUUAUAUAAGACAAGGGUCCAAAAAGCCAACGAUAACGGAACAAAUGUUUUUAAUGAGGCAUGUGCUUUCAAGGCAUCCCCAGAAGCAACUUUAGUAAUUGGAGCUGUCGCUCACCAUAAAUUAUCGAAAGAUAAAAGUUUAGGAAUUGCUCAAGUUAAUCUAGGAGAUCCUCAAAUUCAAAAAGAUGAAAAUCUUGCGUUGAAAUUAAAUGAUGGUCAUGUCAUCAUAAAGCUUGAUUAUGCUAAGGAAGCUUUGGAAAAUAUUCCAGAUGUUCCUCAAAUUCCUGAACAGUAUCAACAAUAA